Molecule: messenger RNA, 6883 nt
Organism: Silurus meridionalis
Lineage: Eukaryota; Metazoa; Chordata; Actinopteri; Siluriformes; Siluridae
Gene: pde3b
Product: phosphodiesterase 3B
Exons: 16
Coding region: 236-3502 (1088 amino acids)
Biological process (GO): signal transduction
Cellular component (GO): membrane
Molecular function (GO): protein kinase B binding; 3',5'-cyclic-AMP phosphodiesterase activity
Source: RefSeq, a predicted model, not a curated record
GGGCGGCGCUACAGAGCUCACCAUCGCUGAAACAACAACACCACUUCAGCGUCUUUCUUCCUUUGCAGUCGAGAGAGAAGAGAGAAAAAAAAUGCAGGAGCGCGUUUGAGUCGGUUCCGGAGCGCGUCCGUCGCCAUGUAGCGAAACCUUCGUUCGUCGGCAGGAUGAAAGUUUGAGACGGGAACGGGAAAGCGCGUGCUGUUUUUUUUUUUUUUGGCCGGGAGGAGGGAAAAACAUGGCUGUGCGGGAGGAAAGCGAGGUUCCGCACGGUAAAGUCAGGCACGACGGCGGCGCGGAGAGCUUCAGGAACGGCUACGUGAAGAGCUGCGUCACGGCGCUAAAGCAGGACCCGCCGCGGGGGCUUUUCUACAGCGCGUGCCGCGCGUGCAGCGACGCGGACUCCGGCUCGGCCGGGCCCGCGCGCGCCUCCGCCGCCUACGCGGGAGCUUUCGCGGCGCUCGCGGCGUCCUUCUUCCUCACGCGCCGCUUCCAGAGCGGCGGCGAGCUGCGCGCGCUGCUGGCGGACGCCGCGAGCUCCCUGAGCCCGCUGUUCAGUAUCGGGUGCGCGCACUUCUUCCUUACAUUCUACCUGCGCCGGCGCAAACGCGAAAGCAGUCGCGGCUGGCUCGUGGCCCUGCCGGUCUCGUGCUACCUGGGGGACUUCGCGGCGCUGCGCUUCCUGCAGUGGGGAUCCGGGGAGCACGAAGACUCCGCCGCUGCCGCGCAUCACGUGCACACCGCGGGCCGCCUGCUCUUCGUGCUGGGUUGCGUGGGCCUGCUCACGCUAUUACCGACCCUCAAACUCCGGCACAGCGUGCUCGUGUUGCUCUUCGCCAGCUGCGCGUGGCUGCUCGCGCACACCGGCCUCGGGUGCGUGGCGUCGUGGCUCAGGCCGCUGAUCGCGUGCGCCGCCGCCGUCACGGGCUCGGUGCUCGGCCUCCGGUUCGACCGCUCAUAUCCGCCGCGGGAAACGGCCAACCGGACAUCCGAGGAGCGCGUGCCGGUGGUAAGGCCGAGGCGGAGAUCCAGCUGUGUGUCUUUUGGAGAAACUUCCAGUAGCUACUAUGGCAGCUGGAAAAUGCCGCGCAGACCGUCAUUACCGUGUAUCUCCAGAGAGCAGAUGAUCCUGUGGGACUGGGACCUGAAACAAUGGUCCAAACCUCAGUAUCAGGGUUCAGUGUGUGGCGCAGAUCUGUCCGUGAUUAGUGAUGUGAGGAAUCUGAUCUCAGACCUGCUGCAAGACUCGUCUUUGUCUCCUCACGUCGUAUCGUCAUUACGCAGCGUCAGCAGUUUAAUCAGCAGCGUCUCAGGCUCCUGCCGGCCGCGUCCCAAUCCGUUCACACCAUUCCCCGGCUUCUACCCCUGUGCUGAGGCUGAGGAUCCGAGUGACAGAGCUGAAAGAAAGCCUGUGAAGGGCCUGAGCAGUAGGAACAGUCUGCCUACUCCUCAGCUGAGACGGAGCUCUGCGUCCUCGUCCCUCUCUCCUCUGGAGACGCUCUCGUCCCCUCGCUGGGAGCGCAGUAACGGAAAGAGAUCUCACCCCGAGCUCAGUGCCAGCAGUCAGGGAUCGUUCUCCAAUGGCCCAAACAGCAACCUGCUGACCAUCCCGAAGCAAAGAUCCUCCUCCGUUACACUUUCCUAUGGACACACCAUGCCCAGAAGACCAGGUACGUCUCCGAGUCUGAGUCCACUCAGUUCUCCGAGUCACAGUCCCCCGUCUUGUCCGAGUUCGUCACUGAUCACUCGUUCUCCAGUGGAGUUUCCAGACACAGCAGACAUCCUCACCAAGCCAAGCUUGAACCUGCACAAAGCCCCAGGGUUUUCACUCAGCUCUCUCUGCACCAGUUGUGGGCGACAGAUACUCAAGAGCAGCACUAACACUGAGGUGGGUGACAGUCACAUGACCUUGGGGACAGACUUGCAGAGAAGACGAUCAGCUGAGGGGACAGAAUACAGCGGUGACGGGUUAAUCAGGGAGGAAAGCGGAGAGGAUGCUCAGGGAGAGGAAUCGGGACUGACUGUGACAGCUAAAGAACGAGUUCAGCGCGAAGAAGACGAGGAGAAAGAGCGAAGCUCAGGCGUGCAGGAGACUACAUUUCAUCCUGAGGAGUUCAAAUUAGAUCCCCUGCUGGAGGACCACGAUGCUCUGUUAGAGAAGCUCAACAACUGGAACUUCCAGAUCUUUGACCUGAUGGAAAGGACGGGAGGAAAGUCGGGAAGGAUCCUCAGCUCCGUGGCCUACACUUUGUUCCAGGACACGGGUCUGUUUGAAAUCUUCAAAAUCCCCGUCCGGGAGUUCAUGACGUACUUCUCUGCUCUGGAGAACGGAUACCGUGAUAUACCCUAUCACAAUCGUGUCCAUGCUACAGACGUCCUUCACGCUGUGUGGUACCUCACCACCAGACCCAUCCCAGGCUUCCAGCAGAUUCAUAAUGAACAUGUGACAGGAAGUGACACAGACUCGGACAGUGGAAUCUCUCCUGGCCGCGUGUCUUAUGCUUUGUCCAAAAGCUCCUCCAUCUCAGACAAUAGUUAUGGCUGCUUGGCCUGGAACGUCCCUGCCCUUGAGCUCAUGGCACUAUAUGUAGCAGCUGCUAUGCACGACUACGAUCACCCAGGUCGCACAAAUGCCUUCCUUGUAGCUACUAACGCCCCUCAGGCGGUUCUGUACAACGAUCGCUCUGUUCUGGAGAACCAUCAUGCUGCUGCUGCAUGGAGCCUUUUCCUGUCUCAGCCUGAGUUUAACUUUCUGUGCCACCUGGACCAUGUUGAGUUCAAGCGUUUUCGCUUUCUUGUUAUUGAGGCCAUCCUCGCCACAGACCUGAAGAAGCACUUUGAUUUCUUAGCAGAGUUUAACUCCAAGGUUACGGAUGUGAACAGCCCAGGUAUCGACUGGACCAAUGAGAAUGACAGGUUGUUGGUAUGCCAAGUGUGCAUCAAGCUGGCAGAUAUUAAUGGACCGGCGAAAGAUCGUCAGCUCCACCUGAAAUGGACAGAGGGCAUCGUGAACGAGUUUUACGAACAGGGAGAUGAGGAGGCUCACCUCGGAUUACCCAUCAGCCCUUUUAUGGACCGCUCUGCCCCGCAGCUGGCCAAGCUGCAGGAGUCCUUCAUCACGCACAUCGUCGGGCCGCUGUGCAACUCGUACGAUGCUGCUGGCCUCCUCCCAGGUUACUGGGUUGGUGAAGAAGACGGGGAAGAGGAAGAUGCUGAAAACACAGAGACUGACGACGAAGACCUCGAUGAAGAGCUGCAAUUAAAGCCGAGGAAAAGUCGCCAGCAUCUGUUCUGCAGCAUCAUGCAGCACCUGACUGAAAACCACACGGCGUGGAAACAGAUCAUCGAGGAAGAUGAGAAGAACUGUGACCUGGGUCUUCAUCAGCAGCAAGAGCAGCAGCAGGCCGACAUGUUGAACCUUCCUUCUCCCUCCUCGGCCUCAGACGACAUUCAGGUCAUCGAGGAGGAGGCUGAAGAAGAGGAGCGGCAGCAAGAGGGGGAUUGAUUCGAGGCGAUCGGGGAGGGGCCUGUAGCAAGCAACGGACUUUUUGCUCUUUCCUCUCCUCCAUCAGAACACAGACACGCAGUCCGAAAUGACACCAGACGAUUCUGCCAGAUUUCCUGUACUGAAAUGAAUCACUGUGACGCAGUUCACAUGGUGUUAAAGAAAAAAAAACUAAAAAAAAAAAAGGCCUUACUACUGUGAGAGCAUCCUAUGCACUUUCACCCCAUGGAGGAUGAGGGGGGGAAAAGAGAGAACGAAAUAAUGAACGAAACUCCAUGGUUAUUUGGCUGUGAUGCUGCCUUGAAAGCAGAGCUCUUAACUCUCCCAUAGGUACUUAUUACAAUUAUAAGAAGAAGAAAAAAAACACAGAAUGGCAGAAGACUUUCAAGUCAUCACUUGUUACCAAAGCGAACAGUUACAAACAAAUGAGGCUGAGGCUUUAUCAGGCUCAGUGUCAGGAAUACUUUAAAAGCAUAAAUCAAAUGUGCCUGUCUAAACCUUUUUGUGUUUUGUUUUGUUGGGUUUUUGUUUUGUUUUGUUUUUUUGCACCCCAUACAUGGUCCUGGUGAUGGACCUUCAUCACGACACGUGCCGUUUCCUCCUCAUGCUGGUGACACGAAAACACUGUAUCAUUGAACUCAGCCACUAGGACUUUAAUAUGGAAAAUGCUGACAUUUUGACUGACAAAAAACAAAAAAAAAGAAUAUUUACUUCUGCAUCAUUUUAGGAUGCUUUUUUUUUACUCACCUGCCUUUAGUUUUUAGUUUCCUUAUACAUUUACGUGUGUUCAUAAGGUUUCUUUUUUUUUUUUCUUCCUUUUUUCUUUCCUCCUCAGGAAUGCAAAGUUGCCAUUGGUUUUUUUCCUUGUUUUCCUCUUGUAUACUGUUCAAAGUAUGGAACAAAAAGAAAUGCUGUUCUAAUGAAGGGAUCUUACUACUUCGAUUUCUUUUCUUUUAAUAACUAUCUUACACACGCACACUGUAUAGAGUUGGGUCCAUGAGUAUUUGGCCAUUGACAAAGUGUUAUUUUUAAAGCUCUACUAUGGAAAAUAAGUGAUCAUAUAUAGAAAAAAUUGGAUGGAACAGUGUAGGGAUUUGAGGUGAUUGGACAAACUCAUUUAUUUAAUUGUCGUUUUUUUAAUACUUGUUUAUGACUCCUUUUUGAAGUUCGUAACAGUCUGGAAAUCUGGAUCACCAGAUGCUGGGUUUUCUUUCUGGUGAUGAUCUUCCAGGUCUUUACUUAUUACUUGUUCUUGCACUGUUUUUUCGUUCAGUAAGUGAAAUGCAGCUCGGUUGGAUUCAGGACAUGAUGAUUGACUAUUGUAGAACAUUUCCAUUCCCUGCUUUAGAAGGUUUUCGCAUUGCUGUUGAAGUAUUCUUUUGUGCUGUCGUUCGGCCGCACUGUAAAACUUUAUCCAGUGAGUUUGAAAGAUAUUCGCCUGUGCUUUUCCCAGCAGUCGCAUCAAUACCCACAGGCGUGUAUGGGCCACAAGAAGGCAGUACACUUCAGAUGAAAACGCCGCACUGAAAAUCAAUAUGAAUAACGCAAAUCUGGCCCUGGAACAAAAGUGCAAUCAAUUGUCCAAUUUAAUUUUAGGAGACGAAAUGUAAAAAUGUACAUUUUGCCUAGUUUCGAUUGUAAAUUCACUCAAAUCUGGAUAUUUCAAUAUACAUAGGUUGGCAUACUAAUAAAUACCUUCGUGGGUGUCCUAAUACUUAUGGACCUGGUGUUUAUAAUGACACUUAAAAACACAUUUUUCUUCACAGUUUCUCAGGAUUCAUGCAGAAUGUUCGACAGUUUAAAGUGACAGAAAGGAAGCGAUUUUAGGCGCUUUGUCAGAACAUUUAGAAUUUUUUUUUAAGUUCAGUUUAUAAAAUGGGAAAAGACAUGGGCAUUUUUGGCGUGACGAAGAUGGAAUUCAGUCAGAAGAAUGAUCUCCGAUAGCGAGCAUUAUCAGCUCCCCCAUACCCCCAGUUAUUGUUUUCUGUUUUCCAUCUAAAACGCAGUCUGAGAAAAUGUACACACACAAUAGUCUAGAUGUUUUUGACUGGAGUUCUUCUUUUAUUCGAGCCAUUAACAUUUUAUUUUUAUUUUCUUUAAAUCACACUGUGGACACACCUUUUUUUUUUUUCUUUUUGCAAACAUGCAAGCAGGCCAGUGCAUCAAUUUGAAGUGAUCCAGGGUUUCACCUCAAAAAGAGAAAAGCUGUACACUUUUUUAUAUUUUCGUAUCCUUCACCAUAAGGCAGGUUUAAUACUAAUAGCUCUAUCUAUUUUUCUCUAAAGCAAGAACUCUAGGCAUUCCACUAGAAUAAAGAACAGGAAAGGGGGGGAGACUGACAUGAUGCUCUCCUCAGUGCAUUUUGUUUGGAUAGGAAAGUUCUCAAGUAGGCAGUGUACAUCAAGCUAUAUUUGAAAAAAAAAAGAAAAAAAAAAAGGAAAAAAUGAACGAAAUGAAAAAAGAAAUGAAACAACCUAUAAAUGUGCACAUUUUACUACCAAACAAGUGUUUAAUCUCUGCACAGAAAGAGUAUCUGCAUAUAUAAAUAUAUAUAAAAUAUAUAUUAUAUAUUUUUUAAUUAAUCAACUGAAUGCAUCUGUUUUCUACAUACAGCUGACAUUGUACAUUAAGAAUCUGUAUCAUCCUGUUCCCAGAGUUUUUAAUCUAAUACUAUUUACAGAUGCGGAUAUGUUUGGGUGUGGUGUUAUUUUAAUAAUAAUUUGGGGUGCAUUGUCUGUUUCUGUGCAUAACCACUCUGCUGAGAACCUUUUAUUUUUUCCCCGCUAAAGCUGGAUGCUGUGAGUCAGCUCGCUGCAGUGCCAAAAGCCCCCUCGUCUUCUCUCUCUUUCUCUCUUUCCCACUCUCUCCAUCACAUCCACAUUCUCUGUCCCUGCCACUGCCAGUCGCUUUGUCAUGCACUUGUGUCUUCAUCAAAUUUUGGAAUUGAGGAUUGCUACAAAGCAACCAUAUUGCCUCCAGUUCUCUCUCUCUCUCUCUCUCUCUCUCUCUCUCUCUCUCUCUCUCUCUUCCUCUCUUCCUCUCUCCCUCUCUCCUCUCUCCUCUCCUUUCUGUUUCUUGUGCUUCUGUCACCACCUGGAAUCCAGCAUCGUUUUAUUCACUUCACCACUUUAUCCGCCUUCUCCUUCAUGUCAGAAAUGCCAUUCAGCAUGUCUUCUCAUUAAUAUAUUUUUGCCCUCCAAAUGUCUUGUCUUUGUUACAUUUAAAAGCACUUUUAUGUAGCAAGUAAAUAGCAGUGUCUGAUGUAACCAUUUCAGUCUUUUCAACUUUGUAGGGAGAAACUGACUCUCUAAUACCCUCACCAUCAAGCCCCCUACCCCCACUGUUAUUUAUAUCUGUCCAUAAAGACCAUCCCUGAAAAUA